Messenger RNA from Enhydra lutris kenyoni (northern sea otter), 1329 nucleotides. RefSeq names its product tripartite motif containing 15 (gene TRIM15). The record is from RefSeq and is a predicted model, not a curated record. Gene Ontology annotation, molecular function: zinc ion binding. Lineage: Eukaryota; Metazoa; Chordata; Mammalia; Carnivora; Mustelidae.
AUGGUAUCGGCCGGCGCAGCGAGCGGGAGGGCGCAGAUAAGCUGGCUGCGCUCAGGGACACGUCCCCGGCCUGCCGCCGGCUUCCACGGAGGCGAGAGUCAGCCCUGCGUGGGGAGCAGGGAGGAAACCGGGAACGGCCGGCACUUGUUCAGGACCCACCGCUCACGCCGGUGUCUGUCCGCGGUGCGCCUGGAGCCCCCCGCCGCUCCGGAGCGAGCCUGGCACUGCCAGCGCGGGACCCCGCGUGUGCAUGGGGAGGCCGCAGACAGCAGCGGGGUGCCCUCUGUGCCUUCCCGUGAGGAGCCCACCCAUGCAGCCUGCAAGGGAACACUGGAGGAUGCAGUAAUCUGCACCCGUGGACACAUCUUCUGCAGGCUGUGCCUCCCCCCACCCUCCCGGAUGGGGGCCCGGCCCUCCUGCCAGGUGCUGCCUUGUGUACUCUGCAAGCAGAAGGAGCCCACCCAGCCUCUCAUGGUCCCUGUGCCCCUGGGCCCUCUGGGGGAGACGUGCUGUGAGGAGCACGGUGAGAAGAUUUACUUCUUCUGUGAGAUCGAUGCUGAGUUGCUCUGUGUGGUCUGUCGGGAGAGUCCCUCCCACUGCACCCACCCUGCAGCCGUCCUCAAUGGGGCCGUUCAGCCCUACCGGGACCAUCUCUGGAGCCAGUUGAAAGCUCUGCGCCUGGAGAAGAGCAAGAUGGAGGCCACAUGGCAGCGGGAAGACAGGAAGCUCCAAGAGCUUCUGACUCACAUUGAAAGCAAGAAGCAGCAGGUGGACGCGGCGUUUGGGAAGCUUCAGCAGGAGCUGGCGGACCAGCAUGGUCUCCUGCAGGCCAGGCUACGCGAGCUGGAGCUGCAGACCUGCAUGGAGAGGGACCAGUACAAUUCCAAGUUCUCCGAGGAGAUCACCAGGCUCGGAGCCCAGGCCCAGGAGCUGGAGGAGCAGAGCCAGCAGCCAGCCAGCGUCCUACUGCAAGAUGUCAGAGCCGACCAGAGCAGGUAUGAGACAAGGACUUUUGUGAAUCCAGAGACAAUUUCUCCAGACCUUGUCAAGAAGAUCCGAGAUUUCCACAGGAAAACACUCUCCCUCCCAGAGAUGCUGAGGACCUUCUCAGAAAACCUGGCGCAUCAUCUGGAAACAGACUCAGGGCCCGUCCCGCCGGACCCGCGCGCCCUCAGCCGGAGCCUGGCCCUCCCCGAGGACAGGAAGCCGGCGACGUUCACCCGGGACAAGCAGGACCUGAUGCACAGCACCCUGCGCUCCGAGGGUGUCCCGGCGGCGCUGGGCACCCCCCGGCUGUCUCUCAAAGCUCCACCGCAGGGGGAGCUCUGA